AUGAGCAUAAGCGUUUACAAGAACAAAAUAUUCAACACCAAAGAUGUGGUCGAUGUAUGCAUACACCAGAGGCACCUGAAGCUGGAGUCGUCCAGUUUUAAGGAUUCCGUUUAUAAAUUGAACGAGCAUAAAAGAAGUGUGGACGAGUUAGCAAAGGGAGAUGGGUUGUUCAUCAAUCAAGCGAAUGUAAAUGUUGGGGGAGAAAAUGCCCCAAAAGAAGGAGGGCAGAUCGGGCAAGGAAAAUGCCGCAGCUAUCACAUGGACGAAUUGAAAUGCUUGUACUUUUUUUUUCUGAUAAAUAUGCUACGAUUUAAGAACAGUUUGGAUUUAAAUUUGAUAAGGAGCGUUUGCUGUUCUAUCAACAGCACCUCAGAAUGUAUCUGCGGGGUCGAGGAGUCAUGUUCCUCAUCAAUUGUUCCUCUGCCGAAUAAACCAUCACAAGAGGGAUUUCCUCACAGUGAAGUACUAAAACAGUUCUUCAUUUCGAAUUUGAAAAAAUGUGCUAAAUUGGAAUACAACCUGAAUGAUUUCAACAUGUGUAUAAGUGUUGUUCUAGAAAACUGUAGCAUAGUUUUUUUAAAUGCCUACAAAACGGUAUUCUUGUGCAAAUACCUAACCUGCUGCCUAUGUAACGUUCUGGAGUUAUUUCAAAUAAACUGUGACGUGUUAUUUAAAAACGCUUUUAACAAUAACGUGAAUAAUAGUAACAUACAAUCGGUGAAUGAGCUGAUAAGCAAAAUCAAAUGGAUGACACAUGAUUCUAAGGUGGAGAAGAAUAAGGAGUUGUCCAAAAGUUUAAGCGCAAACUUGUUAUUGUUUGUUUAUACGCAAAGUAAACUAACGGACGACGGGGAAUAUUUUAUGUACCUAAUAAAUCAAAAUUUUAAGAACAGCAUAGAUAGCUAUAGAAGUGAGUACACAGACGAAAUGAACUCGUUAAAUAGCUAUAUCACCAUGUUGUGUAAAAAUAUGAAUGAUACCCUUGCGGUCCACAUUAGGAAUAUGCUUGAUAUUACAUCCAAGGUGGUGCCAUUAUUCGUUGCGAAGAUGAACGAAUUUCUUAAGACGAAUGAACAAAUUGUUCAAGAGCACGCAGAUCUGAAGAAACCUCUGUCAAAUGGAUUUAUACUGCUAGAUGACAGCAUCGCUGAAGGAAGCACAUCAUCAGGUUCCAUCCUCUCCAAGUUGUAUGAAGAGAAAUAUUUAAAGAGCAUCGAAGAGAGAUUCCACCAGAUGCUAUAUCCCAACGAGUUGCAAAAGUUUAGCGAAAUGAACAGCAUAUUUUGCGAGUUGCUAAUUCUACUGACAGAUAUUAUUAUUCAGACGAACAUUAUGUACGACAUAAAGGCAUAUAACAAGGCAUUAGCCCAAGUGUUGAAAAAUAAAAAAGUGUCUGGAGGCGUUCACCACAUAGGGGUAGGGUGUCUUGAGUUUAAGAAUUUUCUCUACUCCCUGAUGGGAGAAAGGGGGGACUCCCAGUUGGGCACUUCUAAACCAACAGAGGGAGAAUCAAACGAAAUGAUACCCAUGAGUGCAAGAAAAAUUGUUAUCAAUAAUUCCUUUCCUUCGUUAAGGAGAAAGUUAAAUGUGUACAAAUUGGAUGAGCAAAUAGAGCAAGUACUAAUCCAGAAGAAUAUCAAUUUUAAUUUGAAGGUUCCAAAAGGUGCUAAAGACUUUACAGGAGAAGACAUGCAAUUGAGAAAUAUCUUUUUCGAUUUUAUAAAGAAGAAAUUUUUACUACACGGGGCAGUAGAAAUAGAUACUCCCGUUUUUGAACUAAAGGAAACCUUAACAGAUAAAUAUGGAGAAGACUCUAAAUUAAUAUUCGAUUUAAAGGAACAAGGAGGAGAAAAUCUAUCUCUUAGAUAUGAUCUAACUGUUCCUUUAUAUCGCUUUGUCAACACAAAUAAUUUGAAUUCUCUAAAAAGGUUUCAUAUAGGAAAAGUGUACCGGAGAGAUGAACCUAGCAUGAACAGAGGCAGGUUUAGAGAAUUCUAUCAAUGUGAUUUUGACAUCGUAGGAAAAUAUGACACUCUCCGUACAGAUUUCCAUAUUUUGUUCAUAUUUUGGGACAUUUUAAAUAAUUUAAAAAAUGUCAUUGGUAAUUUUAACUGCAAAAUAAAUCAUAGAAAAAUCUUAGAAUACAUGCUUCUCUCCAGUAAUAUUCACAAGGAUAAGGUAAAAACAAUUUCCAGCAGUAUAGACAAAUUGGAUAAAAUAACGUUUCAGCAAUUUCGGGAUGAGUUAUUAAAUGAGAAAGGAAUCCCUGUGGAAUCGGUAGAUAAAAUCGAAACGUAUAUUUCGAAGACGUUAAGUUUGUCACCCUUUUUAGUCAUCGAAUUUUUGAGAAACGAUUUAAGUGAAUCCCCUUUUGAAGAAUCUUACAAAAAUGAAGUAUAUCAAGUUAUAAAUCAUUUAGAGGAACUUUUUGAGUUGUUAAAACAUUUUAAUAUGCUUAAUCAAUUUUCUUUUGAUUUAUCCCUCGCCAGGGGCUUGGAUUAUUACACGGGAAUUAUAUUCGAAUUUGUUCUCCUGUCCGAGACGGGAGUAGGGAGUGUAGCUGCAGGCGGGAGAUAUGAUUACUUGAUAAGAAACAAGCGAAAGGAGUAUAUCCCAUCUGUUGGCGCUUCUGUGGGUAUUGAGAGGAUCAUUGCCAUCGCUGAGGGGGUGGUAAAGAAGGGUGGCUUGCUUCUGCCUCCAGGGGAGGGUGGCCUCCUUACUAAGAAGGAAGUAACGAUGGAGGAUGCUCCCUUAGGGAAGGUUGCUUCAUCGGUGAAUGUCGCUUCUUCUGGCCUAUCCCUGAAGGAAAAUUCGGUAGAUGUCCUCAUUUGCAACAUCAAGAAAAAUUGCUUUAAGGAGACCAUCGAGCUGUGUAAAAAGUUGUGGGAGGAGGACAUAUCGACGGAAUUCAUCUACGUGAAGGACCAGAAGAUACAGAAGCAGCUGGUUUAUGCCUUGGAGAAGCAGAUUCCCCUGGCCGUCAUAAUUGGCGAUGAAAUUGAAAGGGGUGUUAUCAAACUACGAGAGUUGACACAGGACAAGGAGAAGUCGGCGGGGGAACGGGAAAUCAAGUUAGAUGAUUGUGUGCAGGAGAUAAAAAAUUACUUUAGUGAAAACCUGACCUGGAAGCAGAGUAUCACGAAGGCUCUGUUUGGCAGACCGGGGUUGUAG
Molecule: messenger RNA, 3171 nt
Organism: Plasmodium knowlesi strain H
Lineage: Eukaryota; Apicomplexa; Aconoidasida; Haemosporida; Plasmodiidae
Product: histidine--tRNA ligase, putative
Exons: 1
Coding region: 1-3171 (1056 amino acids)
Biological process (GO): mitochondrial translation
Cellular component (GO): mitochondrion
Source: RefSeq, a predicted model, not a curated record